AUGUCGCAGGUGGAAUGCAAACAUGCCAUUACAAAGAAUACCAAGAAGGAUGUAACAGCGAAGACGACAGAGAACUUUAGGAUGCUCUGCAGCGGAUUUAUGUACCGGGGCGUCUCAGACCGUCCGUUCGAAUCGAACGCUCUCUCCUUCAAGAGCUCUAACCCCACAGCUUUGUUGCGGCAGUACGGGGUCGGCAUCUUUGGUUUGGUAGACGUGUAUGCGAAAUGUGGAAGCGUAGACAAGGUGUGUGGCUUGUUUGACAGAAUGCCUCAAAGAAAUGUGUUCUCAUGGAGUGCAAUGAUCGGAGGUUAUGCACAAAAUGGAUUUGUUGGAAAGGCGGUAGAGACUUUCAAGGAAACGCAAUUUUUCAGGGUAAAGCCGAAUCUCACAACUUUCGCCAGCAUACUGUACCAAAAUGGGAGCUCCGGAACAAUGCACGGGCAUCCAUCAAAGCAAAAUGUAGCGAGGGCUUUUGUCAGAUAUUAUAGCUGGAAAUGCUGUGGUAGACAUGCAUGCAAAAUGUGGAAGCAUCGAAAGGCACGCGAACGGUUUGACAAAAUGCCUGAAAGAAAUGUGGUCUCAUGGAAUGCAACGAUCGCACGGUAUGCACUUAAUGGAUUCGUUGAAAAGGCUUUAGAACCCUUCAAGAAAAUGAAAUGUUUAGUUAUAUGGGCCGACCUUAUGUAA
Messenger RNA from Cryptomeria japonica (Japanese cedar), 687 nucleotides. Its product is annotated as pentatricopeptide repeat-containing protein At2g35030, mitochondrial-like. The record is from RefSeq and is a predicted model, not a curated record. The transcript is spliced from 3 exons. Lineage: Eukaryota; Viridiplantae; Streptophyta; Pinopsida; Cupressales; Cupressaceae. The coding region runs from base 1 to 687 and encodes 228 amino acids. Gene Ontology annotation, molecular function: RNA binding; protein binding. Gene Ontology annotation, biological process: RNA modification.